Paramecium sonneborni is the source of this 1708-nucleotide messenger RNA. The record is from the annotation of a GenBank genome assembly. Lineage: Eukaryota; Ciliophora; Oligohymenophorea; Peniculida; Parameciidae.
AUGAUUGCUUAAAAAAAUACUAAAAUUUAAAAAGAUCAUAAUUUGAUAGGAAGUUGUGAAAUGGAGGAUUUAACAAGUAAUAAAAUAGAUGACUAUCUGAUAGUUUAUCCUUACGAAUUAGUAAAUAGAGAGUUCUUUGGGUUUAUUGAAAAAACAUCUUUUAUUAAGGAAAAUUAUGAAUUGUUAUCUAAAGUAGGUUAAAAUUUACGAUUGAAUUAUAAAGAUUGGCUUUCAGUUGAUUAAGCAAUCUUACUUUUUUAAAAGAAUAUGUAUCAUUUUUAUUGAAUUUUAAAGAUAAAAUGCUAAGAAAAAAUCAAUAAAAUGGAGUGAUUUCGAGAAGAAACUGUUUUAUUGGAUUGUUAUGCGAUAUUAUAUAUAUAAUGGAAUUAAGGAUAAUAAAUAAUUAGUAUAGAAUAUAUUAAUUUUCUAAAAGGUUACAGAAUAAUGGAGAGAAAUAUCAAAAAUGGUUCUAGGAAGAAAUGCUCAUUAAUGUAGAUUAAAAUGGGAAUAGAAAUAUAAAAUUCCAUUAUCUGAGGCACCUUGGACUGAAUAAGAAGACAACCUACUUUACUAAGUUCAUGAGUAAGAGAAUUUCUAAGUAUUAGAGAAUUUAAGAAAAUAGGUAAGGAAAAUAAGUGGUCCUAAAUUUCAAGGGAAAUAUAUAAAAGAUCUAAUAAUAAAAAAUUUAGGUAGCCUAAGUAAUGUAGAGAAAGAUGGAUUAAUCGACUUGAUCCAAAUAUUUCUAAGUACUUUAAAAUAAUUAAAUAGCGAUCCUUGGAAUAAAUAAUAAGAAAUAGAUUUGUUAAAAACAAUACUAAUGAGAGGUAAAAAAUGGUCAGAACUUUCAUCAUUAUAUGGAAGGGUUAGAACUGAGAAUUCAUUAAAGAACAAAUACAAUUCACUUCUUAAAAGAGAAAAAAUGAAAUAUGAGUUUGAAACGAUAAAUCCUCAUUUAUUUGAAAGAGUCUAAAAGUUGCGAAAAGACUAUGCUAAAAGAUAUGGUAAUAUUACACCAAUUGAAGAAAUCGAUAACUAUGAAUGGCAGUUUAUAGUUUUAGCAAUUUAAGGCUUAUAUAUUGAAUAAUGCAUAUAGGAAGGAAAAAUUGAAGAAGCUUAAAAAAUUAAUAAUGACGACUUUUUUAAUUUAUUUCAUGAAGAUACUUCAAUUAAAACAAACAAAAGUAUUUUAUAUAAAAAAGAACUCACUAUUUAGAAACUAGAUCCUAAUUUAGUUCUCAAUAAUGAAAAGUGUGGUGUAGUUAUUUUUAAUAAUAAAAAUAAUAAAUUAUAUCUUACACCUUAUAAUGUGAUAGACUUCUAAAAUAUAGUUCUAAAUCAAAUCAAAAAGAAAGUUAAAAUAGAAGAUAAUACAACUACUUCAUCUACUUAAUCUGAUCCAAACUAGAAUUAUUUAAGAACUUCGAUAGGAACUUAAUCAAUCUAAUAACUCUUAUAUCUAACUAAUUAGCAUAGUUAUUAUGUUCCUAUUAAUUAAAGUAUUUUCAAUAGUUAUUGGCUACCACCUGUCUUUCCUUAAUAAAUUGUAUCUUCAUAAGUUUAAAAUAAUAAUUUUAUAAGUCAUUAAUAAUAAUUUUAAGAUGAUAAAUUAAAAGAAAAUAUUGAAUUGAAAAAAAAAGAAGAUUUAAAUGAUAUUUUCGAGUAGUGUGGAGUUGAUAUCAAAAUAGUUAAUUCAGAUGAUGAAAAAUGA